This is a messenger RNA of Magnolia sinica, 867 nucleotides long. RefSeq lists its product as uncharacterized. NCBI's taxonomy places the organism in Eukaryota, Viridiplantae, Streptophyta, Magnoliopsida, Magnoliales, Magnoliaceae. The record is from RefSeq and is a predicted model, not a curated record. The transcript has a single exon. The coding region runs from base 1 to 867 and encodes 288 amino acids. Gene Ontology annotation, molecular function: RNA-DNA hybrid ribonuclease activity; nucleic acid binding.
AUGGAGGUCAGAACCUCGGGCGUUCAUGCUUCCAGCUCCGUUCUAUCCUCUCAAUCUCCUCACUCCCCAUCUGAUUAUUGGUCUUCUCACCUACCUCAGCAUCCUUCAACAUUGCACUCCAAUGGGAGGCCUGUUGCUGCGCAUCAACUGCGUCUUCUCUUCCCCUCAGCGCACGGUGAAGAAACCCUUAAUCAUCUCAUAUGCUCCAGUUUGAUAGUUGCAAUGGUCUGGUCAUAUUUCCAGAGAAUUUUUUACGUCCCUGUCAUCUCUAAUCAGACCAUCCAGCAGAAGAUUUCUCUUUGGAUGUCGAAGCCAUCUCCUUCUUCUUGCCUCAAGCGGCUGUUGGGUCUUGCCCCUGCUCUUAUUUCCUGGGAAAUUUGGUUGAGCCGCAACGCCUCACAUUUUAAUGGUAUUCAAAUGUCAGCACAGAACAUUAUUUUUUGGAUCUCCAGAUGGAUGCAGGAAAUCGUCAACCCUCUUCCUGACAGCGCCCUUCCGCCUCCUAGGGACGUCGCCACUCUCCAGGCCCUUCAUCUUGAUUGCCAUAAAGUUUGCUUUGGUGCCAUGCCUGAGAUUGUUAAAUGGACGAGACCUCCGCCAGGCUGGUUUAAACUGAACGUCGAUGGCUCUUCUUGUCAGAACCCGGGUGAGAGUGGUGGUGGUGGCGUACUUAGGGAUGCCCAUGGUCGGGUGAUAUUCGCUUUCCAUAGGUAUUAUGGCCUUACCGCUAACACGGUUGCCGAGGCCCAGGCUAUGCUUGAUGGUAUUACUCUCUACAGAAAUUUGGGUCUUUCUAGCAUAGUUGUGGAAUCUGACUCUUCGGUGGUGGUGGAAGCGGCUGCGGACCCCAAUGCCCAUUGCCCUUAA